AUGGAGACUCCAGCAAGUACAUCAACUCCUUCAACUAUUAAAUUUUAUUCUCGUGCUGAAGUAGCUACACAUAAUGACAGCAAAAGUACAUGGUUUAUUAUCCUUAACAGCAUUUAUGACGUUACUAAAUUUUUAAAUGAACAUCCCGGAGGGGAAGAAGUUUUACUUGAGCAGGCAGGUAAAGACGGUACAGAACCAUUUGAAGACGUAGGACACUCAAGUGAUGCUAGACAAAUGAUGGAACCAUACAAAGUCGGCGAACUUGUUGAGUCGCUGCUGUAUGCUGAUGUGAUUGGAAAUUCCAGUGGUUCCUGGAGUUCAUGGCUGAUUCCUGUCGCUCUGGGUAUUUUGGCAACUGUAAUUUACCGCUACUUCAUUGCUGCUCGCUAG
This is a messenger RNA of Cotesia congregata, 390 nucleotides long. NCBI's taxonomy places the organism in Eukaryota, Metazoa, Arthropoda, Insecta, Hymenoptera, Braconidae. The record is from the annotation of a GenBank genome assembly.